AUGGGCACCAUGGAACCCUCCCACCAGCAGCUCCUGCGACAAGUCAUCAAACGUGUGCACCCCGACCUGUUUCUGGCGCAUCCCUUCGAGAUGAAAGUGAACUCCGACUCCCUCCAGGCCUUGAAUGCCUAUGCGGACCAGCUGGCUGUGGGCGCAUCGCCCACCCCUGCCCAGCUGGAGUUUUAUGUCCGGACGGGGGACGCACAGGCUGGGCUGGCGCUGAUCACGGCCACCCUGCCCGGGGACGGCGACCUGCUGCCCCUGUUCUCCGCCUUUGGACUGGCGGACGAGGCCGCGGCCCGCGGGACGGGCGAGCUGUUUGCCCCCGCCGCCAGCCUCGCGGCCUGGCUGAGGGAGUCUCUGUCCGACGCCGCGCGGCUGGCGGGAGAGCACGCAGCCCUGGCCGCGGCGUCCCAGGAGCUCCGCACCGCCGUUGAGCGGGCGUACGACCUCGGCCAUCUGCAGCUGUCCAAUGAGUACCCCCUCCAGUGCUCCGAGCAGCGCCGAAACCUGGUCGCCCUCCGGCUGUUGGAGGGCAGCCUGUCCCUGCUCUCGUCAGACAACCCAGACCGCUUCCAGGGCCUGCACCUGAGGCUGUCGCCCGGGGUCCCCGGCACGGCUGGCAACCGCGCUCGUGAGUGCCACAUCAGCGACGACGGGGUGGUGCACCUGGUGGCGGAGGACAGCGCCUCCACCCUCCAGGCCCUGGCGGCCCUGGACAUGGGCCGCGCCCGCCUUCUGGCCCGCGUGGCGCACUUCUGGCGGCGCAGGGCCUGGGACCUGGAGGCCCCCCUGGCCUCCCUCCUGGGCGUGCGCUGCGUGGCGUGCUACAGCAACGACAUGCACAGCCACCAGGCAUUUGUGCUGUGGGCCGGCGCCGUGCUCCGCGCCCGCCACCGCUUCGAGGCCGCGCUGCGCGGCCGCGCCUUUUCCUUUGGCCUGCUGGUGCAUGCCGGUGGCUCUGGCCCGGUGCUGGACCCCGUUCCCGCCAGCGCCUACGUCCAGGUGCGUGCCGACUGCCACCCCUCCCAGCUGCUGGAGUACCUGACGGGGGCCGCCGCGGCGGCCGCCGACGCCGCCUCCGGCGUGGCGGAGGCCGCGCGCGCCGCUGAGGCCGCCGCGCUGGAGGCGGCGCGCGAGGCGCUGGGCGUGCGCGCGCUGCUGCGCCUCUGCUCCUCCGCGCCGCAGGCCGCGGCCGCCGCGGCGCGGCUGAUGCGCUGCGCGCCGGCGCUGCGCGCCGCGCUGCCCGCGCUGCGCCUAGUCUCCCUGGCCCUGGACGACGGCUACCACGUCUGGGACUCGGGCCUGGUCUCCAUCCCGCACGACUUUGGGGCCUCGGAGCUGGAGCCUGCGCUGCAAGCGCUGCUCGCCGAUGCGCGGGGUUAG
This is a messenger RNA of Auxenochlorella protothecoides, 1386 nucleotides long. RefSeq lists its product as hypothetical. Gene Ontology annotation, cellular component: mitochondrion. The record is from RefSeq and is a predicted model, not a curated record. The transcript is spliced from 6 exons. Bases 1 to 1386 code for a protein of 461 amino acids. Lineage: Eukaryota; Viridiplantae; Chlorophyta; Trebouxiophyceae; Chlorellales; Chlorellaceae.